CCAUCGAACAGGCGAUUAUAAUUAUAAAUCUGGACCAGACAAUAUGGGAAAUCAAGAAGAUGAUCGGUGAGAGAGAGACGGAAAUUUUCUCUUAAGGGCAUCGCUGCUCUCGAUUUGACUGCGCCACGUUGUGUUGAGCAUCCGUAGACUCAAAUGGAAGAUCAGAAGCACGUGCCAGAUGCUUUGCUUAGUAAGCCCAGGAAAAAGAAGGCUUCAUUACAGCACCCUGAAAUGAUUCAAUCGCCUGGGGAGAGCUUGAGCAUGAAGAGAUCCAAUGAGAUACAGACUUUCUCCCGCCAAAAGGGGCCUAAACCCCCCAAAAGGGGUGUCGCCAGAGAAGUCUCACCAUCGCUGCAACCAGAGAGAUUGGUCCCAGAGUCGGUACCAGACUCCUCGACCUCAGGUAACGAGUACAGAGCUCUUAGGCGCAAGUAUUUGCUCUUGGAGGAGGAAAGUUUUGGAUUAGGAAGGGAGUUGAAGGAAGUUGAGGAUGAUGUGAAGACCCUCGAAGAGGAGAAGCUAUCUCUGUUGGAUGAGCUUGUUGUCUUGGAAGGCCUCAUUAAUCCUUCAGAGAUUCAACCUCAAGCACAAAGGUUGCAAUAACUUUGUAAUAAAGUUUAAGUCUUAUUAAAUGUUUAGCACUUUAGCUUUUAUCUGUCUGAAAAUGGACAUAUUCUACAACUGGGAUCUGCUUGUUUGAAAGAGGUUCAAAUCUAUGCUUCCUUGUAAUUUCAUGAAAGUUCGACAGAAGUUUCUCAGUUGAACCCGAUCCCUGUCGCAUGUAUAUCGGCUUGACAUUAGUAUAUAUAAACUAGUAUUCCGUCAACGUAAA
Molecule: messenger RNA, 832 nt
Organism: Salvia hispanica
Lineage: Eukaryota; Viridiplantae; Streptophyta; Magnoliopsida; Lamiales; Lamiaceae
Source: RefSeq, a predicted model, not a curated record